Molecule: messenger RNA, 4222 nt
Organism: Lontra canadensis (Northern American river otter)
Lineage: Eukaryota; Metazoa; Chordata; Mammalia; Carnivora; Mustelidae
Biological process (GO): proteolysis; DNA integration; virion assembly
Molecular function (GO): nucleic acid binding; RNA-DNA hybrid ribonuclease activity; zinc ion binding
Source: RefSeq, a predicted model, not a curated record
AUGGGGCAAACCCAGAGUACCCCACUCUCCCUCCUCUUGGCUAAUUUCAGGGACGUUCGGGCGAGAGGCAAUGACCUGAGCCUGGAUAUCCGGAGAUCUAGACUCAUCACUUUUUGCCGCUCCGAAUGGCCAACCUACGGGGUGGGAUGGCCCACUAGAGGGCCCUCUCAAAGGGAGAACCCUCCCCGCCCGCCGGACUCAACUGUUGCUUUACCCCUCCGGGAGAUUGCCCCCCCCCAUGAUACUGGCAAUCCCCGACUCCAGUAUUGGCCCUUUUCAACCAGUGAUCUGUAUAAUUGGAAAACUCAGAAUGUGCGAUUUUCAGAUAACCCGAAAGAUCUUAUAGCUCUCCUAGACAGCAUCAGGUUCACACACCAGCCCACCUGGGAUGACUGCCAGCCUCUGUUUACCACCGAGGAAAGAGAGAGGAUCCAGGUGGAGGCGAGAAAGCUGGUCCCCAGGGACGAUGGCCGGCCAACGGUCAAUCCAGACCUCAUUAAUGCGGGUUUCCCCUUGACCAGGCCUGACUGGGACUACAACGUGGCAGAAGGUAGAAGACGACUGCUUAUUUAUCGCCAGACUCUAAUAGUGGGUCUCAGGGCUGCUGCUCACAAGCCCACCAAUUUGGCCAAAGUGUAUGCAGUGAUGCAAGGUAAGACAAAGAGCCCGGCAGCAUUCCUAGAGAGAUUGAUGGAAGCCUUUAGACAGUACACCCCCAUGGAUCCCGAGGCCCCUGAGAAUCAGGCAGCAGUAGUUAUGUCCUUUGUAAACCAGACGGCCCCUGACAUUAAAAGAAAACUCCAAAAAUUAGAGGCUCUAGAAGGCAAGCAGGUUCAGGAUCUGCUCCACAUAGCACAGCGGGUCUACAACAACCGGGACACCCCGGAGGAUAAACAGCUUAAAGUGCAAAAGAUGACCAAAGUCCUGGCUACCUUCGUCCAAAAGGAGUCAACCCCUCAAGGGGAAUCCCAAAUAGCCCGACAACCCAGACGUCCCCUAGAUAAAGACCAAUGCGCAAAUUGCAGGGAAAAGGGACACUGGGCACGUGGCUGCCCUAAAAGGAACCCUCCGCGGGCUAGGCUGCAACCAUGGGAGCCAAAGCCCAACCCCAUUCUGUUUACCCGGAACUCUGACUAGGGGGGACAGGGUUCGGAUCCCCUCCCCGAGCCCAGGGUAACCCUACGAGUGGAGGGGAACCCCAUACAGUUCCUGGUUGACACUGGAGCCCAACACUCAGUGUUGACCAAACCCCAUGGAAAGAUCUCAGAUAAGUCCUGGGUCCAGGGAGCCACCGGGACUAAAAGAUACCCCUGGACCACUCAACGGACAGUGGACUUGGGCACAGGGAAAGUGACUCACUCUUUCCUGGUCAUCCCUGAUAGCCCCUGCCCCUUGUUGGGGAGAGACUUGCUCACCAAAAUGGGAGUGCACGUUUACUUCCAAUCCGGCAGUCCCACUCUCAGUCCCACCAGUGACCGAUCUCAGAACCUGUCAUUAUCGAUAUUUACAGUGCGUUUGGAAGAUGAGUAUCGGCUCCACCAAACAGCACCCCCUCAGGAACAAAAUAUCGAGUCCUAGCUUCUCCGGUUCCCUGAAGCCUGGGCGGAAACAGGAGGUGUGGGACUAGCUAAGCACCGACCGGCCCUCUUUAUAGAACUUAAACCUGGGGCCGACCCCGUCCGGGUCAAACAGUACCCCAUGUCCACUGAGGCUAAAUCGGGUAUCACCCCUCACAUCCAUCGCCUCCUGAACUCAGGGGUGCUAUGCCCCUGCCACUCGGCUUGGAACACACCCCUGCUGCCGGUACGUAAACCCAACAGCGGGGACUACCGGCCUGUACAAGAUCUGAGGGAAGUUAACAAGCGGGUUAUGGACAUACACCCUACUGUCCCUAACCCCUACACUCUCCUCAGUGCCCUGAGGCCUAACAAGAAAUGGUACACUGUUCUCGACCUGAAGGAUGCCUUUUUCAGUUUGCCCUUGGCACCCAAAAGCCAAGAUCUCUUUGCGUUCGAAUGGACAGACCCUGAGAAAGGCAUAAAUGGGCAGUUGACAUGGACUCGUCUCCCGCAAGGAUUCAUGAACUCGCCCACCCUGUUUGAUGAGCCCCUCCACGAGGAUCUAAGCUGCCUUCAAGGAACCAAAUACCUCCUUCAGACACUCGGUGACCUAGGGUACACCUCAGCAAAGAAGGCCCAGAUCUGCAAGCCUGAGGUAGUGUACCUGGGAUACCUGCUAAGAGGGGGACAAAGAUGGCUCACCGAUGCCCGCAAGGACACUGUGCUCCGCAUCCCCCAACCUACCUCGUCACGCCAGGUAAGGGAGUUCCUGGGAACAGCAGGAUACUGCCAACUAUGGACACCGGGCUUCGCCGAGAUGGCCAAGCCCCUGUACAUAGCCUCCAAGAACCAGCAGAACUUUGAAUGGACAGAGGAGGCAGAGCGAGCCUUCCAACAGAUAAAGGAGGCCCUCCUCUCAGCACCGGCUCUGGGACUGCCAGACAUUUCUAAACCAUUCCACUUAUAUGUGGAUGAGCGUAAUGGGGUGGCAAAGGCAGUAUUGACCCAACACUUAGGCCCCCGGCCUAGACCCGUAGCAUAUCUCUCAAAGAAAUUAGACCCAGUGGCAGCAGGGUGGCCCCCUUGCCUUUGAAUGAUAGCGGCCACCGCCUUGAUGGUGAAAGACACCGAUAAGUUGUCAAUGGGUCAGGAAUUACAUGUGACCACCCCUCACGCUAUUGAGGGCGUCCUUAAACAACCUCCGGACCGGUGGAUGAGUAAUGCUCGCAUGGUCCACUACCGAGGACUGCUGCUAAACCCUGAAAUAACUUAUACUCCCCCUCGGGCUCUAAACCCCGCAUUACUGUUACCUGACCCGGACCUAGACACCCCCCUCCAUGACUGCGCCGACAUAUUGGCCCAGGUUCACGGGCUGAGGGAAGACCUUCAGGACUACCCCCUGAUGGAUGCCAAGGUCGUUUGGUUCACUGAUGGCAGCAGUUUCAUCCACGAAGGACAGAGGCACGCAGGGGCCGUGGUCACAUCUGAAACAGAAGUUAUCUGGGUGGAAGCAUUGCCUCCGGGCACCUCAGCACAGAAGGCUGAGUUAAUCACCCUGACCCAGGCCCUUAAGUUGGGGCAAGGCCUCCAGAUGACUGUAUACACAGACAGCCGAUAUGCCUUUGCCACGGCCCACAUUCAUGGAGCAAUUUACAGGGAGAGGGGGCUACUCACCACCAAAGGGAAAGACAUCAAAAACAGGGACGAAAUUUUGGCCCUACUAACAGCCAUCUGGGCUCCCAAGAAGCUAGCCAUAGUACAUUGCCCUGGUCAUCAGAAACCAAACGAUCCGGUCUCCCGGGAAAAUUUUGCUGACCAGACUGCUCGCCAGAUAGCCUACAGGAACAUUCCAGUGCUUCCCAUACAGCUACCCAACCCGGGGCCCCGAGAACUGCCGCCUCGCCCCGAGUACUCUGAGGAAGACAUCACCUGGAUGAGUAAACUCCCGAUGCCUCAGGUCAAGGAUGGUUGGUGGCGGGACACUAAGGACAACAUCAUCCUCCCCGAGGCCCUGGGACAGGCAGUCUUAGAGCGGAUUCAUCACACGACCCAUUUGGGCUCCAGAAGACUCCAGGACCUUAUGAGGCAAUCCAGGUUGAUCAUCAAAAACAUCACCGAAAAAGCCGAAAGAAUUGCCUCAGGUUGUACAGCCUGCCGGCUCCAGAACGCUUACCCACGUCUCGCUGUGAUCGGAUCCCGAGAAAGAGGGACCCUGCCGGGGGCCUACUGGGAGAUAGAUUUUACAGAGGUAAAGCCUGGAAAAUAUGGCUAUAAGUAUUUACUGGUGUUUGUAGAUACCUUUUCAGGAUGGACUGAGGCUUUCCCAACCAAGCAUGAAAGAAUGCAGGUUGUAGUAAAGAAACUACUGGAGGAUAUUCUGCCCAGGUAUGGCUUUCCUGUUAUGUUGGGAUCAGAUAAUGGGCCAGCCUUCGUCUCUAAGGUAAGUCAGGGCCUGGCUUCCGUACUUGGGGUUAAUUGGAAAUUACAUUGUGGAUAUAGACCCCAGAGCUCAGGACGUGAGAGGAUGAAUAGAACCUUAAAAGAGACCCUUGUUAAAUUGACCAUGGAGACUGGCGCUAACUGGGUGGCUCUACUCCCCUAUGCUCUGUAUCGGCCCUGCAGCGGGUCCACAAAAGAAUUUGGCCUAAACUGAAGGAUUUAUA